This is a messenger RNA of Tinamus guttatus (white-throated tinamou), 165 nucleotides long. The record is from RefSeq and is a predicted model, not a curated record. NCBI's taxonomy places the organism in Eukaryota, Metazoa, Chordata, Aves, Tinamiformes, Tinamidae.
ACGGACCCCGCCAUCGUCCUCCCCAAGCACAUCCUGGACAUUUGGGUCAUCGUCCUCAUCAUCCUGGCCACCAUCCUCGUCAUGACAGCCCUGGUGCUCUGCCCGGCCACAGCGGUCAUCAUCUACCGGGUACGGACUCAUCCCACGCGCAACGGCAUCGUCUGA